GGAGUAGAUGAACCCCCUGGGGGAUUUUUCUGCACCAGGAGGACAGUUUGUGUUUAAAUGUAAGGAGACAUCUUAACUAGAGACAGAGCUCUGUUUGUGCUCGGCUGCUUUCACUGCUGUUGGGAUGAGAGCCUGUCACAUGUGACCACAGCUGCCAGGGAUCAUGAUGAAGCUUUAAUCUACGUGCUGGUAGAAGAUCAGAGUUUCAAGAGAAAACGCUUCACCUCUUCGCCAUCAUGGAUUCUGAGGACGACAUCUUGUCGAAGGAGUACUUCAAGAUGAUGACGGAUAUGAUCGUGCUGUGUGCCACUUUGGCGCUCUCUCUCUCCUUCUGGAUCAUUUCCCUCACCAUGAGCGCCAUCUCCGGGAACCUGCAGCCGGUGUCACCAUGGCGAUGGCUGUUCUCCAUCUUGGCUCCCCUCACGCUGACGGUUCGAGCGCUAAAGAGACGCAGUCUGAACCGUUCAGGAGCUCUCGGAGCUCUCUUGGUGGGCUUUGUGUUGACGAUGGCCAACCUGAGCUUCUUCUCCACCCUGCUGACCUUCUUCUUCACCUCCACCAAGCUGACCCAAUGGGGGGCAGAAAAAAAGAAGAAAAUAGAUGCUGACUACAAAGAAGGCGGUCAGAGGAACUGGGUUCAGGUGUUCUGUAAUGGAGGAGUUCCCACAGAGCUGGCUCUGCUCUACAUGAUUGAGGUGGGUCCAGGUGAGAUCCCGAUCGACUUCGGCAAACAGUACUCUGCCUCCUGGAUGUGCCUGUCUCUGCUAGGCGCACUCGCCUGCAGCGCAGGGGACACCUGGGCCUCAGAGGUGGGGCCCAUCCUCAGCCAAUCACAGCCCAGACUCAUCACCACCUGGAAGGAAGUCCCAGCAGGAACCAAUGGAGGCGUCACUCCUGUCGGAUUGGUCGCCAGCUUCUUGGGCGGGGCGGCUGUGGGCGUGGCAUACUUUGUGACGCAGCUCCUGACAGUUAGCGACCUGCACCUGGCCGACCCACAGUGGCCGAUCGUGGUGUACGGCGGCAUGGCCGGCCUGCUGGGAUCCAUGCUGGACUCUUUCCUGGGAGCGCACAUGCAGUACUCGGGCUUUGACGCGAGCAUCGGGAAGGUGGUGAGCUACAAGUCGGCCACCACCCGGAGGAUCUGCGGGAAGCCCAUCCUGGACAACAAUGCUGUGAACCUGUUCUCCUCCGUCCUCAUUGUCCUCUUCCUGCCUGGGAUGGCGUGGGGAUUGUGGCCACGAUAGACGAAGAGGAUGAUCCGACCACGGGGUCCAGUCAGAGAGGAAUAACGUUGAGGACUGUGCGUGUGAAAUGGACCCGGAAAACUGAAUCCGUUGACAGACUGUUGGUCCAACAUCAUCAGCUGCUUGAAGAGUUUAACACAUUUAGUAAAGUUCAUACAUUCCUACAACCUGCAGAGAAACGUCUAAUUAAAUUCAUUCAUUUACAUCAUAAAAACUCAACAGUUCUCUUCACUGACCAGUUAAUAAACUUUACUGAUUAGCCUUUAGAAA
Molecule: messenger RNA, 1514 nt
Organism: Girardinichthys multiradiatus
Lineage: Eukaryota; Metazoa; Chordata; Actinopteri; Cyprinodontiformes; Goodeidae
Gene: tmem19
Product: transmembrane protein 19
Exons: 8
Coding region: 237-1244 (335 amino acids)
Cellular component (GO): membrane
Source: RefSeq, a predicted model, not a curated record